This is a messenger RNA of Tachysurus fulvidraco (yellow catfish), 1850 nucleotides long. RefSeq lists its product as uncharacterized. Lineage: Eukaryota; Metazoa; Chordata; Actinopteri; Siluriformes; Bagridae. Bases 142 to 1308 code for a protein of 388 amino acids. The record is from RefSeq and is a predicted model, not a curated record. The transcript has 11 exons.
CCUCUUGACUGAAAGUUCUGGAGGGUGAAGUAGACAACAGGAGGAGUGUAUAAGAGUCUGUGACAAACCAGGCGAGCAGCAGAGCAAGUGUUCCGUAAAAGACGAGUCCUAAAGAAGAAACUAAGUGCUAAUCAGAUCAGAAUGGCUUUGCUGUGUUAUAACAGAGGCUGCGGCAAAAGGUUUGAUGAGGAUAAGAACUCUGGUGAUGCCUGUUGUUUUCAUCCUGGAAUGCCUAUCUUUCAUGAUGCCCUGAAGGGCUGGUCCUGCUGUAAGAAGAGAACGACAGACUUCUCAGAGUUUCUUUCAAUCCAGGGUUGUUCUCGUGGACGUCAUAGUAAUGUGAAGCCUGAAGAGCCGCUGAAGCCUGAGUGCAAGUCUGAUAAAGGAGAGAAAAAUCUUCACAGCAGCGAGGAGAUCAUCUACCAGGGCCCCAAAUCUGCUGAGGCUUUGGAGAAAGAGCGACCUAGCUCUGAUGAGCCGAAGUCCAAGCUGAAAGUGAAGGUGUCUCCUUCUCUGUCUCAGAUCCUGGAGAAAAUGGAGAUCAGUGAAAAGCAGAAGCAGGAGAAGCUCGACAGUAAAAUCGUCAUCGUGGGGACAAAGUGUAAAAACUCAGGAUGCAAAACACUAUACCAGGGUCCAGAGACAGAUGCAGAGGUUUGCACACAUCACCCUGGAGCACCAGUCUUUCAUGAGGGAUACAAAUACUGGAGCUGCUGCUGCAUAAAGACCAUCGACUUUAACGCUUUCCUGGAUCAAAAAGGCUGUACUACAGGCAAACACUGCUGGGUCCAAAAACAGGACAAGAAGAAGGUUGCAUGUCGAAAUGACUGGCACCAGACGGGCAACCAGGUGGUAGUCACUAUCUAUGCCAAGAACGCCAACCCUGAGCAUUCCUAUGUGGAGGCGAACCGCACUGUGCUGACAUGUCAUAUCCAGUUUGAAAAUGACAAGGAGUUUCACAAGGACUUCUAUCUGUGGGGGGUAGUUGAUGUGAAGAGCAGCUUGGUCAACAUGGUGCCUUCUAAAGUAGAAGUGACCCUAAAGAAAGCUGAUGCUGUGGCUUGGGGAAAACUGGAGGACUCCAAACACAAACCUGAACCCGAGGUCACAGAAGACAUCUGUUCCACAGAGCAGGAGAUGAAAGCUGACGAAAAACCAGACUGGUACAUCUCAGAUGAUGACAUCAGUGAGUCAGACUGGGAGGAUGACGACGACGACAACAAGGAGGACGUUAAGAAAGAGGAAGAGCAGGAUGUGGACGGUCCUCCUUUGCUUGAGGAACCCAAACCUGUACCUCCAACGAAUUAGAGGCCAGUUAAUCUGCACAGGGAUUGUUUUUACUCAGUGUGCCAGUCGAGGUUUAGAGGGGAAUGAAGUGCAUUGUAAUAAGUUCAUUUAAAUUUAUUUCACUGUCAUCAUUUCAUUAAAGUCAUAGAAAUAAUGAGUUAUAAGAAUUAUUCUCAUCUACUGCACAUUUAAAAAAAGAAGAUGGUCACCAAAAACUGCAUUUUGUACAUUUUCUAACAUUUACAGAGUUAGUUAGUUAACACCCAGGGGUUGGUUAUUUUCCAAAAGCAGCAUGUUCUUAUGUGCUUUAUUCCUCAACCACCUGAGCAACUCUAAUGUAUUAACGAACCUCCUCAUGCAUUUUAUCUAAUUGUACUUGCAGGUCUUCCCUCACCAGCCUCUUUUAUUCUGUUUUAAUAAGAAAAGAAAGUGCAGUGUGUCGUGUUAGCAAGAAACCCUUGAAGAAAGAACUCCUCUGUCAUGAAGACUCCUGUGGUGGAAAACUUUGUCUGUUCAAUUAUGAGUCUCUUUCCAUAAAUGUCAAAUAAACAUCUAACAGAAAA